CAGAAAGAACAUUCAAAAUGCAGGCAGGGCACAGGACAAAGCACAUUGAAAUAGCAAUGACAGCAAAAAUGACAUUUUUAAAAAAUUUUAAAUUUCCCGCCGUACGUCCCGAUGUCACAGGGACCGGCACACAGAAGCCGAAUACCGGCAUCGGCCGGAGGAGAUGGCCGGGGACGCUGCAGGGGACACAUCGUGGGAGCGAAGGACAAGGUAAGUGCUGCAGGGACCCCCAGAGCAACGCCGCAUGGUAAGCCCAAGUGUAGCUCAGGGUUACCGCUCUUGGUAUAGAAAU
Messenger RNA from Staurois parvus, 292 nucleotides. NCBI's taxonomy places the organism in Eukaryota, Metazoa, Chordata, Amphibia, Anura, Ranidae. The record is from the annotation of a GenBank genome assembly.